Messenger RNA from Coniosporium apollinis CBS 100218, 1431 nucleotides. RefSeq lists its product as uncharacterized. The record is from RefSeq and is a predicted model, not a curated record. The transcript is spliced from 2 exons. Bases 1 to 1431 code for a protein of 476 amino acids. Lineage: Eukaryota; Fungi; Ascomycota; Dothideomycetes.
AUGUCUGGCAAGUCCCAAAGCUUUCAGACAUCCGCGGGACCCUCAACAUGGUCAGAGACGCUACCUUCAUGUACGAAUGGGCAUUCCUCUAGCGCAUCUCAUCCAAGCAAUGGCGCUCAAGGCGGUUAUGAAAGUUUCAGGCAGCCGGCUCCGCAACAUAGCGAGGCCUUUGACAUGAACGACUUCUUGCGGGGGCCCGAACAUCAAAAUGAAUUAGGAGCGCUGAAUGCUGGCAUUGAACCGUCAUGGACGGCUCAGUUCCACCAACAGUCUUUUCAGCAUUCAUCCUUCCCAACCUUCUCAAAAGGCGCACAUCCGACUAUGGACAGCAUACUCAGCUAUGACGACGGUGCUGAAGUAAGAGCGCUGCUCUCUGACCCUACUUUCACUGCCGAUACAUACCCAACCGAUGUGACGAUGGAAGAUCCAACAGAAGCGUCCAUCUCAGACCUAUUCCCUCAGAACUUUUCCGAAGAAGAACAGCAUGCAGCGGACCGUAUCAGAUCCUCACUACCAGCGCCACCGGUACACCGAUCGGUGCCUCACAACCACCCACUCAACCUCCGGCCAGAUUUCGCUUCGUUUGGCGCACCGAACCCUCAUCUCCAGCAGGAGAUUGCUGAGCUCGUAAGCACGCAUGGUUCCGGCGAGGAGAGCUACAUAUACUUCACCACUCCGACGCAACGCGAGCACUGGCUCUCAGAUUGGGACGACGUCCUGAAUAGCUACACGGACGACGUCUGGGGCGAGCUCCUCCCUGCAGUCCAAGUAGCAAGAGCUCAAGUCAAGGAAGCGAUGGCCGGCACUGACCAGCUAGACAGCAAAGCGGUUGUGCGACUGAAGAUGAUACUCGGGCACGUGAUAGAGAAGCAAGCUUCGAUUUCUACAGCCGACGUGACAGAAAGCCGGGUCCGAGAGGCUGAGACAGACGGGCUUGGAGCCACUAGCUUCAGGAACGGGACGCACCGUUCGUUAUCGGACGCAACCAAAAGCAUGAAUGGCUUCAUGAAUGGAUAUGCUUCUCAGAGUACCUUACAUCAUCAGGCACUUCCGUAUCACACCCGUCCAGGUCAAGCGGAGUGCGUACGCCCCCAUUUGGAUAGAACACAGCAUCACUCGAAGGACAUGACCCGUCAAAACGGACAUCCCGAACAGAGAACAGCGACAAAGGAGCCUCGCGAGGAGGAGAGAAAGAUACCCAUACCCGACUUCCACUGCCCCUGGAUCAGCUGCCACGAGGUACUGUCCCUGCGCUUCGACAAUGCAGCAGAGCUGCGCCUGCACUCGGGCACCCAUAGACCCCUCGCAUGUCCACAUACAGAAUGUGGUGCGUGCUUCCCAGAGCCUGAGGAGUGGACGCACCACAUACAGCAAGCGCAUCAUGAUCUGCUGGAUACCAGUGCGAGCAGGACGGGCGGAGGUGACGAAUGA